AUGUCAGAGACAAUUAGUAUUAAAUUGUUAGUGGUUGGAGAUGGAUCAGUUGGAAAAACCUGUAUAUUAUUAAGCUAUACAACCGAUAAAUUUCCUACUGAGUAUGUCCCAACUGUUUUUGAAAAUUACCAAACAAAAGUCAGAGUAGACGAAAGGGAGGUUGAUUUAAGUUUAUGGGACACUGCUGGAUAAGAGGGAUAUAAUAAUGUAAGAUAAUUAAGCUACGAUAAUACAGAUGUUUUCCUAAUAGUUUAUUCUGUUGUGGAGAGCAAUUCAUUCUCAAAUGCAUUACAUAAAUGGCAUCCAGAAUUGAACAAAGACAAAUUUGAGUAGAUACCAAAAAUUUUUGUAGGCAAUAAAAUUGAUAUGAGAAAUGAAGGAAAUUCAAAUCAUGUAAAAAAAACAGCAGCUGAAUAACUAAUAAAAAACCUAAAGUGCAAUUUAUUUGAAGUAUCAGCAUUAACCCAAGAAGGUCUUAGACCGCUAUUUGAUACAGCUAUUUAAAUUGCACUAAAGAAGAAACUUAAUGCUAUUAAUGAUGCUUAAAAGCCCAGUCAGCCAGCCAAUGAUUCUUAAUGUUGCCAAUUAAUUUGA
Paramecium tetraurelia is the source of this 594-nucleotide messenger RNA. RefSeq lists its product as uncharacterized. NCBI's taxonomy places the organism in Eukaryota, Ciliophora, Oligohymenophorea, Peniculida, Parameciidae. Gene Ontology annotation, biological process: small GTPase-mediated signal transduction. The record is from RefSeq and is a predicted model, not a curated record. The transcript has 5 exons. Gene Ontology annotation, molecular function: GTPase activity; GTP binding.